Oryza brachyantha (malo sina) is the source of this 1207-nucleotide messenger RNA. Its product is annotated as transcription factor bHLH94-like. The coding region runs from base 1 to 1044 and encodes 347 amino acids. Gene Ontology annotation, biological process: regulation of transcription by RNA polymerase II. The record is from RefSeq and is a predicted model, not a curated record. Gene Ontology annotation, molecular function: DNA-binding transcription factor activity, RNA polymerase II-specific; protein dimerization activity; RNA polymerase II cis-regulatory region sequence-specific DNA binding. NCBI's taxonomy places the organism in Eukaryota, Viridiplantae, Streptophyta, Magnoliopsida, Poales, Poaceae. The transcript is spliced from 3 exons.
AUGGCACUGGAGGCCGUGCUGCAUUCCCGCGGUCUGUUUGGUCGUCGGUGCGCCAUGGAAGGAGGAGGUGGAGUGGGGGGAGGAGGAGGUGGUGGUGGGGGAGGUUGGAGCGGUGGUCUGUUUGGUGGGUUCGAGGGGGUGAUGGAUUUGGACGGCGGCAACUGGGACGCGGCUGCGUGCUCGUCGAUGCUGCUGCAUGGGUUCCAGGAGCUGGAGAUUCCUGUAGCCGCCGCCGUGGCGCCGGCGCCGCCGGGGGAGCAUGCUGUUGUUGUUGCUGCCGCCGGCUGCGCGGAGAAUGCGGGAGGGAUUGGUGGUGGUCAUCAGGAGGAUCAGGCUACGGCGGUGCAGGCGCGGAGGCGGAAGCGGCGGCGGGCGAGGGCGGCCAAGAACAGGGAGGAGGUGGAGAGCCAGCGGAUGACCCACAUUGCCGUCGAGCGCAACCGCCGCAAGCAGAUGAACGAGUACCUCGCCGUGCUUCGUGGACUCAUGCCGCCGUCCUACGCCCAAAGGGGUGAUCAGGCGUCCAUCGUCGGCGGCGCAAUCAACUUCGUCAAGGAGCUGGAGCAGCUGCUCCAGUCGCUGGAGGCGCGGAAGAGUUCCCGGCAAUGCGCCGCGCGCGACGCGGCGGCGCCGUUCGCCGGCUUCUUCACCUUCCCGCAGUACUCGAUGAGCGCCACGGUGGCGGCUCCGGCUGUGAACGAUGACGUCCGCGACGACGGUGGAGCCAGUGCCGAGGCCGAGGCGUCGGGGUCGAAGCCGUCGGCGGUGGCCGACGUCGAGGUGACCAUGGUGGAGAGCCACGCCAACCUGCGGGUGCUGUCCCGGCGGCGGCCGAGGCAGCUGCUCCGGCUGGUGGUGGCGCUGCAGGGCCACCGGCUCACCGUGCUGCACCUCAACAUGACCAGCGCCGGCCACAUGGUGCUCUACUCUUUCAGCCUCAAGGUGGAGGAUGAUUGCCAGCAUACGUCUGUGGAUGAGAUUGCAACCGCCGUUCAUCAGAUCAUAGAGAAGAUUCAAGAAGAGCAGGGCUGUAGUUUAGAUUAGCAAUUAGCAUACCAACCAACCACGUAUUAGCAUGUAUGAAUGAUGAUGAUUAGUUCUUCUAGCAAGUGAAGCCACUACGUUGUGCAAACUAAUAUUAUAUCUUUAUUAUGUAGUUAUUAGCAGCUUCAUUAAUCAUUAGUGUUGAAUCAUUUCAUAAUAAUGG